Messenger RNA from Cajanus cajan (pigeon pea), 1560 nucleotides. RefSeq lists its product as uncharacterized. The record is from RefSeq and is a predicted model, not a curated record. NCBI's taxonomy places the organism in Eukaryota, Viridiplantae, Streptophyta, Magnoliopsida, Fabales, Fabaceae. Gene Ontology annotation, molecular function: protein binding.
AACAGGCUGUCUGGAGAGAGAAAUAUGGACAGCACGUACAUGUGCGCUUUAUUAUUGUUAUUAAAUGGUUUAUUGCUUCAGUGGUUGCAAAGGGUGGCUGGCAAUGGUUACGGCUACGGUUAUUGGCCCCCAGCAAUGUGUCCGCCACCCCCUCCUCCCCCAGUAAUGUGUCCACCGCCCCCACCAGUGACACGGCUGAGGAGAGCUGGCAAAGUGCUUCGAAAAUUCAGAGUUGGGAUCGAAGACCCAAGUGGAUAUACGAGUAACUGGAAGGGUAGGGAGAUUUGUAAGUACAAGGGGGUGCGAUGUGGCACAUAUCCAAAGGCAAAGGAGAGAGCAGUUGCGGGAAUAGACCUGAAUGGAGCUGGGCUGUCUGGGAAAAACGGUACAGCGCUGAGGCUCUCGGGCAUCUUGGGUGCCAUACCAGAGCUCACAUUCUUCCACGUCAACUCCAACGGCUUCACCGGUGCCAUCCCAACUGACAUCACCAAGUACAAGUAUUUCUUCGAGUUAGACCUUAGUAACAACAAGCUGGAAGGUGAGUUUCCCAAGGAAGUGGUGGAGUCCAAGCAGCUGGUGUUCCUUGACCUCAGGUUCAACCAUCUCUGCGGCCCAAUCCCAGCACAAGUCUUUCAGCUUCCUUUCCUGGAUGUCCUAUUCAUCAACAACAAUAAAUUCAAUGGCAUUCUCCCCGAUAACUUUGGGUCCACACCAGCCAGGUACCUCACUUUUGCCAACAACCAACUCACGGGUCCAAUCCCCUCAAGCAUUGGCCAAGCUUCCAAAACCCUCACCGAAGUGCUCUUCUUGGGCAACCACUUUGAGGGCUGCUUGCCCUAUCAAAUCGGGUACCUCAAGAAGGCCACCGUCUUCGACGUGAGCAUAAACUUGUUAACGGGUCCCAUCCCUCACUCCUUUGGGUGCUUGGAAAGCAUCCGGUACCUUAACCUGGAGCAGAACCAGUUUUACGGAGAAGUUCCCGAGAUGGUGUGUCAGCUUCCGGGCCUCCGCAACAAAGGCAACUUCUCCUUAUCCUACAACUAUUUCACCCAGGUUGGUCCUGCAUGCAGGACCCUCAUCAAGAACAAUGUUCUUGACGUCAGCUACAACUGCAUCCUCGGCCUUCCAAAUCAAAGGCCUCACGGAGAAUGCACUCAUUUUUUCUCCCAGCUCAAGCCCUGCCCAAAUCCCAAGUAUCUCCAUUACGUCCCUUGUAAAGGAUACUACCCGCAGAUCUACACCACCACCCCCUCUCCUCCGCCUCCAAUCACUUACAACUCUCUCAUUCCCCAUCGCUAGCUACCCCAUCCCACCUACGUACUACAACUGCAUCAUGUGGAUGGAUCAACUGUACUAUAUAUAAUAUAUACAUAUAAAUUAUUCUACCUACGUCAUAUUUACGGAUUAAUUGUACUAUAUGCAUGUUAUUAUUAUUACGUCUAUUUAUCUGCACGUGUUUUCUCAUGUAUUAAUGAAUAAGCAGUUUGUUUGUUUAAUUUGUACUGGAAAUGGAUGUAAUUUUCAAACUAAUUAAAGUGGAAUAAUUUGGUUCUCGCUGCA